Molecule: messenger RNA, 2389 nt
Organism: Rhagoletis zephyria (snowberry fruit fly)
Lineage: Eukaryota; Metazoa; Arthropoda; Insecta; Diptera; Tephritidae
Source: RefSeq, a predicted model, not a curated record
AUUUUUUUCAAGACGAGUCUGUCCUCUAUCGCUAAUUAUCUCUUAUAUAAGUAUUGAUAUUAUAGUAUGAAUGGAUAAGGGUUUGGGUCAAGAGAUUCCGCUGAGCAAAAGUAAUUUUUGGCUCAAAUGUCAGUUACGAAGUUUUGCAGGACCACGAUAAGUGGUUUUGUUUUUUAAACGACGAUAUGUACAUAAUAUGUACGUAUACAUAAGUUGGUAUUAACGGCAAGUGUUUAGGUAUUUUCCAAACCUACUUGCUGAAUGAAAUAUGCAGAUAUACCUCGAUUUUAAACUCCGAUAUUUUUGGCGUGAAAUAAUUUUAAUUUUCAAUCCAAGCAGAAAAAUUUUUUACAUUUCACCAAUAAAAAUCAAAUCUAUUUUUAUAAAAUUGCCUAAUAACUAAAUUCUCAAAAUGGCGCAAAAUUUCCUGUACAUGUUUGAAUUUGUGGUCGAUGAUCUACUGAUAACACGGCCCAAUCAUUGCGCCCCAGAAGAGUUCCCUACGUGCUGUGAAAUCUGCUUUCGGUCUAGCGUUUUUGUUUCGAUUUGUGAUCGCGAAUUCGGUCAAUGCGUAGACAUUUGCGCUCCAAAGUGUGGAAAAUGCUGUCUAUUCUCACUGGAGUCACCAGUAACGGAAAAAGAUCGUCUGAUUAUUCACAUCUACAAGAAGAAGACCGAUAAAUGCAAAUUCCUUGUCGGUGCUACAGACAUUCCCAUUAAGCCACUUUUCGAUAAAGUAACGGAAAGCUUCAAUAUCGAAAAUCCCAACUGGAUGGAGCAAUUGGCCAAGCAUACGGCCCGUAUGCCUUAUCCGAAGACUUCAUCCAAAACCACUGUCGUCGAUAACGAUUGCGAUGAAGAUAGUAGCGGACGGCCUGAACAAAUGUGUCCUACAUCAGAACUUACCAAACGAUUGUUGCCCCUCUUCAAUAUGCAGCACAAGCAAACCGGUAAUUUGGUGCUUAUAAUGCGUCUCGUGUGCAAUGGGCCAACGAUUGUGUCUAGCUUCCCAUUCUCACGCAUUUGUUCAACGGGAUGUGCCAAGAAAACUACACCAUGUCCCUCUAAUUGCGCGGCCAUAGAAUCGCCGCAGUCACAAGGAGUUUGCCCGAUGCCGGAUCCUUGUAAAAAGGAAGAAAAGAAUGCUCCUGUUUGUCGCAGGUACUUUGCCUGCAAUGCAGACAAGGGUUGCCCUUGCGAAGAGUGCGAAGACUAUUGCGACAGGGAAUGUCCUAGUGGAUGUAAGAAAAAGAAAAAUCGGGCUCCGCAAAAUAACUGCUGCCCAGCUCCAGUGCCGUACUGCUCGCCACCGCCUCCGUGCUGUCCACAACCGGAUCCUUGUCAAAAGAAAGAACAACGCACGGAUAUGUGCCAACGAUAUUUUACCAAUGAACGUAAGGGCUGCACCUGCGACGAAUGCAUGGAUGAAUGUGAGGCGGGAAGCAGCGAAGAAGAUUCCGACUCAUGCCAGCAAUGUGGCCCACCGCAGAUUAUGCCUCCGUGUUUUGUUGUGCCCACUAAACCAGAACCCGGUCCUGAGGCCUACGAGCAGUUUGAGGCUUGCCUAAAUGGUAGUGGCCUAGUAAUACGUGUUCUCAAGAAUACUUACGUAGUGGAAAGUGCUGACGAUGGUAUGCAGCAGGGUGGUCACGAUAGUGGAAGUGAUUGCGAGGGGAAGAAUACGAAGCAAAACAACAACCAAUGCGAGACCUUGAACGAGAUUCUACAACGCAGUAGUUUCGCCAAAAAUCAUGUCAAGCGACGCACAAAUGGUUACAUCAUCAAUGGCCCGAGGCUGCCGAAAAUCCGCGCUAACAUCAAAUACUCCGCAAAUGAUUCAUGCGAACCGGAAAACUAUUGUCUACCCUUCAAUAAGAUCAAAUCAAUAUGUAAUGCAGAUCAAAAACUAGAGCUCUACCGUCGUAAAGGACCCUGCUGUGACGACGACAGUUGUGGUCCCAUCGCACCACCAUUGCCUGCACGGGAUAUACGAAACUGCUGCCUACAAGUAGAUCCUCAAGAUAUUAAAGACACUUUGAAGGGCAUAAACACAGAUACCAGAAAAAAGGGUAUUGAGGUAUGCUACAGAACAUGUGAAGAUACCGAUAGCGACGUCUUUCUGGUGAAAUUAGGCAAUAAGCAGCACUAUCGCCCUAAGCGAAAUACCAUCGAAAUCGAAUUGAAGACACCGAAACAGCCAAUUAUACUGCCCAAACAGAAAAUGACCACAGAGACGCAGAUCACCGAUAAGGAGCUGGACGAAGCGCUCGCUGCCUUGUGCGCUGGUAAUAAGAAAAAGGGAAAGAAAGGGAAAAAGGGAAAGAAGACGAAGUAAUAAACUAGAAAUUUUCUAAAUAUUUCGCGCUAAAAUCAAAAUGUAAUUAAAUUU